Durusdinium trenchii is the source of this 909-nucleotide messenger RNA. The record is from the annotation of a GenBank genome assembly. Lineage: Eukaryota; Dinophyceae; Suessiales; Symbiodiniaceae.
AUGGACCCCCCAAAACAACUGGGUUGGUAUUCGGAACAUGGUCGAGCUCCCACGGGUGAAUUCUCAAGGUCCUUGGGCUCGUUUGGGGUUAGAGGCGGUUUCUGUACCUAUCAGGGUCCGCGACGACGUGUCGCGACGACGGAGCGGCUCAGCUCCCGAGGCCGCUAUGGCCCCUGGCUUGCAGAGGCUCCCGGUGCGCUCACCUCCGGCGUGGCCCUGCGGCUCUUCUGCGUGCCGCCGGUGGGCAUGGGUGGCGCUGCCUUCCACCCCUGGGUGAAGCACUUGCCGCGCUCCGUGGAGCUCUUGUCUGUGGAGUUGCCGGGCCGGGGCUUCCGCCUGUCCGAAGCGAUGACGGUGGGGCGUGGAAACGAACAGAGCGGGGCCAAGUCGCUGCCGCAACUGGCGCGUGAUGUGCUGGAUGGCAUCGGCCGCGAGACCUUCGUCGACCUGCCCUUUGUGCUCUUUGGACAUUCCUUUGGCGCAUGGCUGGCCUAUGAGAUGCUGCAGGAGCUGCUGCGCCGCGCAUGGCCUCGGCCGCUGAAGCUCUACGUCUCGGCGAACCGCGCCGUGAGCCUGAGCGGGUCGGAGCACGAUCCGGACCAGGUCCAGCCUGAGUUGGCCCAGCUGGGCGCUGAUCGCUUCUGGCAACACUUCGAGCGACGCUACGGCAUCAACCCUGAUUUGCAGCAUUCCUAUGUGCGGGACCACGUGCGGGGCAUCUUGCAGAAUGAUUUCACUCUUCUGGAAAAUUACAUUCCCAGCACACUGGAACAGCUGCCUGUGCCCCUGUGUGCCCUUUGCGCCAAAGGAGAUGCGCGUUGCCGUCCCGAGCAACUCACGGCCUGGAAUCAAGUGGCGGGCGACAGCUUCCAAGAACGCUGGUUCCAGGCGAGUUCUGGUGACCGUUGA